AUCCCCAAUCACCAGUAUGCAUGCUCCCCGCUUACACCAAUCGGUCUCCGCCGUGGAAUAAAAAGUGGUAACUGUGUGAAGUGUGCGAGAGGUAGAGUGUUGAGGUGUGAGAGGUGAGAGAGGCGAGGGAAGGUAAUAUUCCUGCUGGUCAAGAGGCUCCGGCGGCCACAACAUGGCGGCGGGGAGCUAGCACGCACUCACCGCCACACACACACAUGUUCUCGCCCAGUUUGAUCAUCUCCUCCUAACUGUUGGCGCGUGUUGCAGACGUGCAAGAUGACCUCGCUGCACUGUGUCAUCCACCCGCUGCCAGGGACCGAGGACCAGCUCAAUGAGAGGCUUAAAGAACUGGGUCUUCGUCUGAACUGGUCAGGUGGAGUUGGGGUGAGUGCGGUGGCAGGGCUACGGGAAAAUAUCCGCCAGGUGGCUAUAGGGCCAUCACACAUUGCAGUCCUCACUGAAGAUGGCCGAGUGGCUCGUCUUGUCUUCUCCAUCAACACUGAUGCUCUGGAUCUCAAUAAGGCAGAUCACAAACAAGGAAGCUGCAACAAGAGCAGCAGCCAAAGCAGCACCAAGUUGACAGCUCGCAUGUCCACCGGAGGCCGCCGCAUUGUUCGCACCACCUCUGGCUCUGGUGGAGUACGAGGGCGGGGGGCCGGGGUAAUUAUGGGCUCGUCUCGCCCCAUGUUGCCAGCACAAUAUGUUCCAGAAGAACUCAUAUCACAAGCCCAAGUGGUGCUUCAAGGCAGGAGUCGCAACCUUAUAAUCAGGGAAUUGCAGAGAACCAACCUUGAUGUAAACCUGGCAGUGAACAAUUUAUUGUCACGGGACGAUGAGGACGUGGAGGAACCAGAGGAAAGUGGUGACUCGUAUGUGCCGGAGGACCUCAUCUCUCUCUUAGAUGCUGGCAUAUCUGUUGCCGCUGACCAUCCCUCCGUUAUAAUUGAUGCCGAUGCCAUGUUUUCUGAUGAUAUGUUUGGCUAUUCUUCAGUUCGCAGUCGAUCUGGUGGAAGCCGUGGGCGAGCAGGUGAGAGAGAUCGUGAGGGCUCAGCUGGAUCUACCGGCUCGGAGCAUCGUGCUGACCGAGAACUAAGGUGGCGUGACCGUCACUAUUCUGGACCUCGGAAGUGGCUGUCGAGCGCGCUGCUAUCGGUUAGAGUAACACAACCACAUACAGAAACGGGAAAGAAGAAAGAUUCUCUACUACCCGACGCCAUCGAUGUGGCAGACAGUCUGCAGUACUGGCCGGAGAGACAAGGCAAUCAGCCAGCUCCAAGGUUCUCGCACAUUGCUGCCCUUCACUCUGAAUUGGUGGCUGUGUCUACUGCAGGGCAGUUAUACCAGUGGCGGUGGGCAGACAAAGACCCUUAUGUACACCCUGAGCUACCAAGUGUACACCAUCCGAAAGCAGUGCCUCUUGGAUUGGCAGGGGAGAGAGUGGUAGCUAUUAGUGCUGCUGGAGUCAGAUGCAGCGUUGCUACAGAGUCAGGUCGUGUGGCCACGUGGCUUGAUGAGACGUUAGCUGAUGUAGCCACUAAACUAGAGCAGCCUGCACAAUCUUUCCCAGAGCUACAGAAUGAGCGCAUAUUGUCACUUCACACUUGUCAGCUGUACACGUGUGCAUGGUGUGAGUCUGGGUCACUCUUCUGGUGGGGAGUGUUACCUUUUAACCAGAGGAAAAAACUUUGGGAAAAGUUUCGCAGCAAAAGCCGCAAACAACGCUCGGAGAUUACAGAGGGCGUUCAAGUGGGGAUGCGAUCAUCACCAAUGUAUCACUCGGGAGCUUUGGCAUUUUCAACUUCUGGUGGUGUGCCAAAGAUCGGUCAGCUUUUAAAUGCUGCCUGGAAUCUUAGUGAUACUUGCAGAUUUAAAAUUCUCCCUCCUGGUGGAGUUAUUAGCGGAGGUAAUAGUGGAGGAUCGAACAACAGUAAUAAUGUGGGCAGUUGUGCAGGGUCAAAUAACAGCACAUCUUCAGGUUUCCAGUCUGGUGGUGGCAGCUCCACUACACAAAGUGGUGUGUCAAAUAACAGCAACAGCAGCACCAACAGCAGUAGCAGCAGUGGUGGCAGUGGUGGGGGGGACAAGAAGACCUUAUCCUCAGAAGUGUUGGGGUCAGCUGCCAAAAUCCUGAAGUGUGGAGACAGCAAGGAGUCGUCUGAUAAGUUGGAUAUGCCACCCCCGCCAUCUCCUGCGUCCAGCACUUGCUCAGACACAGGAUCCAUAACAUCCCCCGCUUCAUACAAACGUGGAAAGAGGCCUGUUCCUCGUGAUGAGAUGGAACGGUUUGAUGAGGAAGAAUGGCCUUUGAGAGAUGUCAUUUUUGUAGAGGACACAAGACCAGUGCCAAUUGGAGAGGUUCUUGCUGUUGAUGGUAAUCAAGUGGUUGUGGUACCACAGACGAAAGAAGGUAAAGCUAACCUACGUGUUAUCCACCGAGAUCAGCUGCAAGUGAUCCGUGCUGGGGGAAAUCCCCGAGUCCCAGACUGUUACCAGAAGACACCAAAGCGCAUUCCAGUAACAGAACAAGGCCAGAUCCUCACUGUUGCAGUUGAUGGCAGAGGGAUUCAUGCCAUCGUUAAGAAUGCAAGUCGACUAACCUAUGUCAUCUACAACCUGAGUUCUGGAAAGGCUGAGCAGGAGUGCGUGUUCCCUACAGAUAGUACAGCCUUUAUGGGUUCUGAGCCUUCCAGCAUAUCCUUGACCAUCACAGGGGAGAGUGAGAAUGUUGGUGUACUGCGCGAUGGGAACAGCACCAUAUACCCGUUAAGUAAAGAUUGCGUAGACUCGAUCAAGGAUCCCCACUGGCCGGAUUUACCUCCCGUUUCUUGCCUGGGAGUGGCCACGCACUUCCUGCACGGAGCCGGAGCACACCAGAAGAAUCAUGUGGCGUUGCUGGUCCUGGCACUCAAGACUCAAACACUUAUGCCCAAAAUACUCCGGUGUGACCCUGAAGGUGUGAGGCAAGUUUUGACACUCAUUGAAAAUGAUACUCCAGAUGGCGUUUCAAGCUUAACAACUGAAGCAAUAGUGGAAGAGAAGUGUGAUGGGAACCGCAACAUUCUACAUGCCUGUAUCUCCACUUGUUGCCCAGUUACAAGUAAAGAAACUGAAGGAGAGUCGGUGUUGGAGAAAGAUCCGAUCUUGGGCAGCUUUGCUUGGCCACCAAGUUCAUCAGAUACAUUGAGUGACUCUGCUAGUGCCCCAGGACCGGAUGACGACCUUAUGACGCCGUCCUCCUCCAAGACCACGCCCGGACCCAGUAUGCCAACGCUGGGUUCCUCGGAUCCGGCCGAACGCAAAUCGUACUCGUUAACCAUACUCCGAACAAUCUGUGACAGUCCUGCGCUGACGCCACACCUACGUAAUUUAUUAAUUGCUCGCGAUUCGAAUGGUUUUACUCCUUUUAUGUUAGCAGUUUCUGGUCGAGCAUACCAGGCAGCCCUGAUCCUCUUUGAUGUGAUUCAUCGUGUAGCUCAUGACAGUGCCAUGGAUUCAGAAAGCGAGCGCCGGGCUGUCACCCAAAUGAUAUUUCCACGGGGUAGCAACCCGGAUGACUCGCCACUUCAUGUUCUUUGUUAUAAUGACACUUGCUCCUUUACAUGGACUGGGGCUGAGCACAUAAACCAAGACAUUUUUGAGUGUCGGACUUGUGGACUUGUAGGCUCCUUGUGUUGCUGUACAGAGUGUGCACGAGUUUGCCAUAAGGGUCACGAUUGCAAGCUCAAGAAGACCUCUCCAACUGCAUACUGUGAUUGCUGGGAAAAAUGCAAAUGUAAAGCCCUUAAAUCUGGCCAUCAGACAGCACGCUUUGAUCUUUUGUCACGCCUCAUAACAGAAACUGAUCUUGUCAACAUUGCCAAUGGAAGAGGGGAGAAUCUUCUCCUAUUUCUCGUACAAACAGUGGGGCGUCAAGUCACGGAACAGAAGCAAUGGUCUAGAUGUCGUUCGUCAUCUUCAACACGUAAGAAUGCCUUGUCGGAUGUAGUUAAUAUGGAAGUUCCGGACCAUGAUCUAGAACCACCAAAGUUCAGUCGCCGUGCCUUGGAACGCCUCCUAAAUGAUUGGGCAGCAGUAAGAGCCAUGAUCAUGACUGGCCACAAGGAGGAAACUCCCCCAACUACAGCAUCCACAGAUGAGAUCAACUUCAUGCAGUACCAAGGCCACACCACCCACCUAGACAAGUUUACAUACUGUCUGCUUGUUAAAUUAGCUACUCAGGUUGAACAUCGUAACCUAAAGUUAAAGCAGUUGAUAAAUAGCGAUGACGAUGAGCGCAAGAUGAUUGCCGACACAAUGGUAACGGCUCUGAUCAACACGCUAAUCAGAGAACUACACAAUGAAUCGGUUCCUGGACGUAAGCAAGAAGCAGAAAAGGUGGCUCGUAGGUUUAUAGCGUCUGUAGUGCGAAUCUUCGUCAUCCUAGCCAUAGAGAUGAUCCCAAACGUGAGCAAAAAGAAGCCAAGCAGUUCUUACACUCAGCCACUUGCAAAAUGCAUUAAGGUGUUCGAGUCUGUGAUUCCUGUGGCUGUGACGGAGCUUUGUGAUGCUGCGGAUGCUCUCAUGCUUCCUGUGCGCCUCAAUUAUGUCAAGCCCACUGCACCGUUUCCCCUCAGUUCAACUCAUGUGGAUGCUAAUCAUGGCUGUAAGGAGAUGUUCGAGGUGGAGCCUCUUCAGCGACAUCAGCAGAGAGUUGCUGGAGGAAUUGCAGAGCAGUCUACUACUUCUAGCAGUGGCAGUGGAAGAGAUAGUGGAAGUGGAAAUGCGGGAGGUGGAGGAGGAGGAGGAGGAGGCGCAGCAACAGUAGCAGCUGCAGCAGCAACAGCAGCAGCUGCAGCAGCAGCAGAGGAGGUGGAGGAAGCUGGUGAAGAAGAGGUAGCAACUAGUAUGUCUCGUCCUAGUCCUGCUCCAAUAUCCAGACCAAGGAGGGCGCGGCCAGAUCACAUUCUUCCUCCUCAGGUAGACGAUCACGAUAAUGAAGGAGGUAGUGAACGUGAUGAUGCCACUGAAAGAUCUGAACAAGAGGGAGAUGGGGGUGGGGAAGUUGAGGGUGGAGAGUCUGACAUGGAACUAGAUCUGUUAGCAGAAUCGGACAGUGAUAGUGAUGACAAUCAGUCUGCUGUAGACAAUGCUUCUGCACAAAGAUCUGUGCAGACUGGUGCUACUGCUGGCAGUGAUGGGGAGGAUGAUUCAGGGGAAUCUUCACCUGGAGAGGAUGAAGAUGAUGAAAGUGAAGCAGCAGAAACAGAUGAAUUUGAUUCAGGCGAACUUUUCUCUGAUGAGCAACUAGAGAGAAGGGGUAACACCUCGUCUACUGCACGUAACAUUGCUCCUCACAAUCUGCAGUGGGCGGUAAGGAACCCACGGGAUAGCAGCUCACGCUCUGGAGGCACGACAGGAGGACCUACUGCCACUGGAUCUUCGAGCACUACAUCAAGUGGAUUAAUAUAUAUUGAUCCAACUUCUCUAAGGCACGGUCCAACGUCGAGCUCCACUGUGACACCGUCAUCUCAUGAGCCAGUGAGCCUGGCCACUACCAAUAACACACUAGCUAGGGCCUUUACCAUUGUAGUGAGACAGAUGAGUUCCCUUCUCAGUCUAGCAUGUGAUGUAGUAAGAGAUGGAGGGGUGACCUCAAGAACAACAGGAGGGAGUGGAGGGGGCAUCCCUGGUGCCAGUGGGAACAGCACCACCCCCACACAGAUGUGCCUCACACCCACCAUCAUUGCUGCACUCCUUAAGCAGGUGGAUGCACGCCUUCAGCCUACCUGGGACUGGCUUCUCAGUCUCAUGGACUCUACUGAAUCACAGCUCAGGUUUGGCCGUGAAUUAAAUCAGCUCAUUGAAGGAAGUGGUGGUACAAGUACCAGUUCAGCCACAACACCUACUGGAAUCCCUGCUUCUCGUCCUCGGGAACGAAGUGCUGGUCGGACGGGUCUACCUUUCAUCCGGGAUCCUCUCACCGGACCCCUGUCUAGGUAUCAGAGUGCAAGACGUGGAACUCGUACUACUACCACCACCGCUGACCCACAAAAUGCCAGGAGAGACACCCUUUCUUACGUUGUAUCACUGCUGCGAGCCCACAAGAAUGAACAUUGUGAUACAUUGCCCGACAUUGAUGUUGGGUCACUUAAACAUAUUGCAUAUGUGUUUGAUGCACUCAUCAGCUAUCUGCGGUGUUGCGAGAGUGACAGUAAUGCUCACAUAGACUCCGGAGGGGCAGAGUGCACCGGGUUUUCGUGGGAACGCGAUGAAAAUGAGAAUGAAGACGAUAUGGAUGACCUACCGUCUAUUACGCCCUCUGCCGGCGACAGCGAAUCUGCGGAUGAAGACUCUAACUUGUCAAACUCCCGUGGAAGAAAACACACAUUUUUCCAGAGGUCACAGUCAACACUGUGCUUGGGGUCAGUAGGUGCUGAUGUGUUUAGCAGUAGCUUGCAGGAGGCAUUGCCGCUUGCUGACAAACCUCACCUCCUACAACCAAAUGCACGCAGAGAAGAGCUCUUUGGAAUCCCUCGUGCGCACACACACAAUGCCGGACAUGGUACAAGAACACCUUUAGAUGCUCCUCUUUCCCGGCUUGGUGUGUUAGAAAACCUGCACAUGGUUGGUCCCUACCCACCUACUCCCCAGCAGUCAUAUGCACACAUGUUGGGAUCUUCACGCACAAUGGACCACCAGCCCACCGAUCUAUCUUUAUACACGACAGGACAGUUAAGAGAUUUAAAGGAUGAAGAUGUCAGUGAGGACAGUGGAGAAACCUCUCAGGAAAGAGCACCAAUCAUUGUCUCACCGAGACGAAGCGGGAGCAGUUUGGCUGAUGCAAUUGAUCACAGCAGUAGUGGUGCUUCUUACCCAGCCGAGUCAACCCCUGCAAGAUCCAGCGUUAAAAGUGUUAUUGUCAGAGUUGGUUCAUCAACUGUCUCAAAUGCAUUUAAGCCUGAGGUUGGCACAGCAGCGUCCUUGCCAUCGAGUAUAGCUGCUUCAGCGUCCACAACGCCAUGCACACCCACGGGUCCUCUUGGUGGACGUGGUGGAGCCGACCUUCUUGUUGUUCCCUUGGAUGGUCGAGGUAGUCGGAGUUCCGAAGUGGGUCUACAUGCACCCCACGAUGUGUCGGCUAAUGUUACCAUAGAUACUACACAUGACCACAUGAAACCGGCAUUGUUAAGAAGUGGAGUAUCUCAAGACUUGCUCCUAGGUCGCUGGAGAUUGACGUUAGAGUUGUUUGGAAGAGUGUUCAUAGAUGAUGUUGGAGCUGAACCAGGGUCUAUAAUUGCUCAGCUUGGUGGAUUCCCUGUUAAAGAGGCCAAAUUUAGAAGAGAAAUGGAAAAGCUUAGAAAUUGUCAACAACGUGACCUGAAUCUCACUAAGAUUGAUCGUGAGAGAGGGCAGUUAAUUACUCAGACAUUUAAGGAACUCAAUACCCAGUACAACAAUUACCACAGACGAGGCACGCAGUCGUCUCCGCCUCUAGCAGUCAAUCGCGUUAAAGUAACAUUCCGUGACGAGCCCGGAGAGGGCUCCGGGGUGGCCAGAUCUUUCUACACGGCCAUUGCCGAGGCUUUGUUAUCGGGAGAGAAGCUUCCCAGCCUGGAGCCAUGCCAGGUGAGGCCUAAAGAAGUUGGGCUAUCGGUGGUACGAUACAGCUUGUACGGUCAAUAUAAGGGGCGUGACAGAGACCGUCGCCAAGGUGCAUCAUCUUCGCGUUCAUUACAAAGAAGAGAAGCUCGUAAGACACUCUCGGUCGAUGCUCGGCCGUUUUACAUGACAGGAGAUGGGACCAGCAACGAACACCUACCUUCCAACAUGUUGCAAAUUGGAGAAGCACUCUUUCCUAAAGUUCAGGGUCUCAGACCGUCUCUGGCGAGCAAAAUAACAGGGAUGUUGCUGGAACUGACACACGCUCAGCUCCUGCUGCUCUCUGCUAGUGAGGAUGCUCUUCGACAAAAGGUGGACGAGGCAGUGGACCUAAUUCUUGCCCAGGGUAGAGACCACACUCCAGAGUAUUCCCCGUCACACCAAGACACAGAUGAAGGAGGAGAGGAGCCAGAGGAUGCUAGUGCGCCUCUGUUUUAUCAGCCGGGCAAGAGAGGUUUCUACUCCCCUCGGCAGAGUCGACCAACUCCAGAGAGACUUAAUGCAUUCCGUAAUGUUGGCAGACUUUUGGGGUUGUGCUUAUUACAAAACGAGUUGUGUCCUAUUUAUCUAAAUCGACACGUUUUAAAAUAUAUUCUGGGGCGUCCUGUACGCUUCCACGACCUAGCCUUCUUUGAUCCUGUGAUGUAUGAAAGUCUGCGGAAACUUGUGCUGGACGCUGAGAAUAAGGACACUGGCACGGAUGUGUUCAAAGCUCUGGAUCUCACAUUCAGUAUUGAUGUGAUCCCAGAGGAAGGUGGCACAAAUAUUGAACUGAUAAGUGGUGGCCGCAAUGUGGAAGUAACGACUGGGAACGUCUAUGACUAUGUACGCAAGUAUGCAGAGUAUCGCAUGGUUAAAUCUCAGGAGAAGGCUUUGCAGAAUAUUCGCGAUGGGGUGUUCGAUGUCAUCCCUGGAGGUUCUUUGGAUUCACUAACUGCCGAGGACCUACGACUUUUACUCAAUGGUGUUGGAGACAUCAACGUUGCCACUCUCAUCUCUUAUACCUCAUUCAAUGAUGAAAGCGCCGAAUCCAACGACCGUCUCAACAAGUUCAAGCGAUGGCUAUGGUCCAUUGUGGAGAAAAUGACCAAUCAAGAAAAACAAGACUUGGUAUAUUUCUGGACUGGUUCACCUGCUUUACCUGCAUCUGAAGAAGGAUUCCAGCCUAUGCCAUCAGUUACAAUCCGGCCGGCAGACGAUUCGCACCUUCCCACAGCAAACACCUGCAUCAGCCGUCUCUAUAUUCCUCUUUACUCGACACGUGCUAUUUUACGCUCCAAGCUCCUCCUAGCCAUUAAGACUAAAAAUUUUGGCUUUGUUUGAGAACCAUCUACAAAUGUUUUUGACCUAAAAAAUAAGAAAGAAUAAUUUGUAUUAAUCAUCCAUGAAGGUAUAUCAAGAAAGAAGGAAAGUGUUUGGAUACUGUGUGUAUUGGUUCACAGGUGGGAGGGCACGGGAUGAAGACGACGGUUCUUUGUCAGAAUGUGAGCAGAUGCUCUCGUAGGUGUGGAGACCGGCACGGCACGUGAGAGGUGUAGGUGUUGCAUCAUGACUGGGAGUAGUGGUGGCUAACAUUUGAUAAAAUUAAAAGUGGUUUAUUUGAUUUAUAUUUGCUUUGUAGAAGGUGAAUAAAUACAAUUUCUUGGAAUAAUUAAAGACUGUAAUAACCCUUGGAGGCAAUAGAAUGCUAAUAAACCAAAAUGUGGAUAAAAGCUUGUAUGGAUGUAUCCUGAGUAUUUGUGAAUAAAGUGGAUGGUAGUAUUCGAUACACAGUUGGCAUCUAAAAUUGUCAGCUUAUCAUAUCACAAUGCCUUUAUUUAUAAAUAUUUUCCAUUCAUGCUGCUGGGAUUGGAACAAUUGUGCUAUAGCAAAAUGAAUAGAUGUUCAGGCUUGGCAUACCAAGGCAGUAAGUUAUGGAUCCUCAAUACCAGCAGUUAUUGGUAUCUCUUCAUAUUUUAAUGUACAAGGAAAUUUUAAUGCCAUAAACAUUACACUUUAAUCCAGUAAAAGUACUGGAAUACAGAAGACCCAGCCAACUUGGCCAUGUAAUAAUCAAAAGUUUUAUUUUACAUGCAAAAUUUGAAUUUGAUGUACAUAAAAUAUGUACCAAAAUGUAUUCCGAGAUAACACGAAUGAUGGAUUUGCAGUCAAACACAGCAACAGUGUACUUUAUAUAUAAGUAACCAAUGAAAUGCAGCAGUGAUUAACUCUGAAUUGAGGUGGCAGGAAAUUCUUGAUCAAAUUACUUCAACAGAUAUACUGUACUAUUAACAGUGACUGGUGUCCAAAUAUCAUUGAAAAAUGUGAUACAUGUGGACAUACUUGAAAUGGCAGCUGGUUACUGGAGCUGAGUGAUCAUCUGUUUUGGAGUGGUGCUCUUGGCUGUGGAGUUAUUAGAUACCUGGAGCGUACCUGGAGAGGGUUUCGAGAAUUCUUCUACUUCCCGAGCCCAGCCUGGGGCCAGGCUCGACAUGGAAGUCGAAUACUUUGGAAGUCUGCACACGUGUUGAACAGAGACCUUGAAUAAUGUUCACAAACCAAAGUUCAUAAGAUUGUAUUGCAUCAGUGAAUGUGGUGUACCUUGCUGGUGAAGGUUGCACAUGAUGGAAAGACUUACCAUGUGAACAAAAUCAAUAACUCCUGCACUGUGUGUGUGCCUGGUGAAAAUAUAUGGCUAUUUACUUGUUUAUUACGUCAUAUCUUCAAGAAUUUAUUAUAUAAAUUAAAGCCAUGUUGUAAUUAAUCCUAUUUUUUUAUUUAUAUUUUAUUAAAGUUGUUUGAUAAUAUAGUAAAAAGAGGUUAAAUAUAGUUGGUUAUUAUUGAGUAUGCCAUUCCAUUAUGUUAUUGAUUAGCAAGAAAUGUUUAAAAUAAAUUAUAUGCUGUAUAUACUUGCACAUGCACACUAUACAUGCGUACAUAAUUUUGUCACUGAUGCUGCUACUACUGGUGGUCAGAAUGUAAAAAUAAAAAAAAAAUAAAAAUAUAUAUAUAUAACAAAAAAAAAUUGUUAGAUAUGGUAUAUUUGUCCAGCCUGCCUUACCUAGCAAUUAUAAGUAAUAUUUUUGAGAAGCUACCUACCAUCUUGGGAUUGAUACAUAUAGGCAUCGAGUGGUAGAGUGUACGGGUCAACAUAGCGGUGUCGAUGGAUAUUCCGCUGAUGGAGGAUACUUUCUUUUUUUUUUUUUUUUUAAUGAAAUUCAAUCCAUUUCUAACCAAAAUAUUAAAAGCUUAGGUGUAAAUUGAUUCUUUUGGCUGUUAAUCUUCUAUUUAUUGAGAGUUGCAAAGAAUUUUAGCAAAAUAUUUCUAUAUUAUGCUCCAGUUCAGAUAUCGUGUUACUUGUGUAUCCCUAAUUGAGUGUGCAUUAUCAUUGAACAAAUCCUAAAUAUGCAAGAAUUCCAUGCUUUGGUCAUUUAUUAUUUUGUAUAAUUGUUUUAUUAACAAUCUUAAUAUGUAUUUUAUACUUGCAUAGGUAGGAAUCUACGGAUGCUCAGAUUGGUUUCUUUUUUUCAGAAUCCAUUGUUAAUUUAAAACUUGAAAAUAGGUCUUUUGUACUUAUUAAAUAGCAAAUUAUUAUUAUUUUAUAUAUUUUUCAAUUACUGUAUGAACAUUUAUUUCUUGCGGAGAAGUGUGAACCCAAUGGAACUGGUUAGUAUGGAUUGUCAAAUUAGAUAUGGUUAUUAGGGACUGUAUAAAAUCAGAUUAAUUAAACGAUUAAAAAAAAUCAUCGGUGUUUUGUAAUGGAAUAGAGUAUAAGCUGUGACAUAUUGGGAAGAAAUGCAGUCAAGAUGUCUUCAUGUAUUAAGAUAUGUAUUAAUAUGAAAUAAAAAGUCUUGCACGAA
Procambarus clarkii (red swamp crayfish) is the source of this 11477-nucleotide messenger RNA. RefSeq names its product E3 ubiquitin-protein ligase hyd (gene hyd). Gene Ontology annotation, molecular function: ubiquitin binding; RNA binding; ubiquitin-ubiquitin ligase activity. Lineage: Eukaryota; Metazoa; Arthropoda; Malacostraca; Decapoda; Cambaridae. Gene Ontology annotation, biological process: positive regulation of canonical Wnt signaling pathway; protein polyubiquitination. Gene Ontology annotation, cellular component: cytoplasm; nucleus. The record is from RefSeq and is a predicted model, not a curated record.